CCGGCACCGGUUUGAAGGAACAUGGGGCUGUAUCGGCGGUGGCGGCCCUUCUGGCUCCGGCUCUCGCGAUCACAAGCCUGCGAGUUGCACACGGUGCGUGAGGCAUCCCUGCCUUCCCCUCCAUAUUGGUUGACCGAGAGGUUUGGCCUUUUUGAGGAGCUGUGGGAAGCUCAGGUAAAGAGGUUGGCAAACACGGCACAGAAGGAACCCCGGACUAUUAAGAUUUCACUUCCUGGAGGCCAGAAAGUGGAUGCUGUGGCCUGGAAUACAACCCCUUAUCAACUAGCCCAGCAGAUCAGUUCUACAGUGGCUAAUACUGCAGUGGCUGCUCAAGUGAAUGGAGAACUUUAUGAUCUGGAGCGGCCCUUGGAGACAGAUUCUAAUCUCAGAUUUCUGACAUUUGACUCCCCAGAAGGGAAAGCGGUGUUCUGGCACUCCAGCAGCCAUGUUCUGGGAGCAGCCGCCGAGCAGCUUCUGGGUGCUCUUCUCUGCCGGGGCCCAAGUACAGAAUAUGGUUUCUACCAUGAUUUUUUCCUGGGAAAAGCUCGGACAGUCCGUGGCUCGGAGUUGUGUGUCCUGGAGCAGAUUUGCCGGGAGAUGGCAGCUGCUUCACAACCAUUCCGGAGGCUGGAGGUGUCUCGGGACCAGCUGCAGCAGCUCUUCAAGGAUAACCCCUUUAAGCUUCGUCUGAUCGAGGAGAAAGUGACAGGCCCAACAGCAACAGUGUAUGGGUGUGGCAUGUUGGUCGACUUUUGCCGGGGCCCCCACCUUCGGCACACUGGACAGAUUGGAGGGCUGAAGCUCCUAACGAACUCAUCCUCCUUGUGGAGGUCCUCAGGGGCUCCAGAGACACUGCAGAGAGUGUCAGGCAUUUCCUUUCCCACAGCAGAGCUGCUGAGGGACUGGGAAGCACGAAAGGAAGAAGCAGUCUUGCGGGACCACAGACGCCUUGGGAAGGAACAGGAGCUCUUCUUCUUCCACGAACUGAGCCCUGGGAGCUGCUUCUUCCUGCCACGGGGAACAAGGGUGUAUAAUGCCCUGGUGGCUUUUAUCAGGGCUGAAUACACCCGCCGUGGGUUCUCAGAGGUGAAAACUCCCACACUGUUCUCUACAAAACUCUGGCAACUGUCAGGCCACUGGGAGCAUUAUAAGGAAGACAUGUUCACACUGCAGCCCCCAGGCACAAACAGGGCUGCCAGCACCCAGAGCGACCCCCCUGCCGGGCUUCCCACAGACACACUGGCCCUCAAGCCCAUGAACUGCCCUGCACACUGCCUAAUGUUCGCACACCGGCCCAGAUCUUGGCGGGAGCUGCCUGUUCGCCUGGCUGACUUUGGAGUCCUGCAUCGAGCAGAAGCCUCGGGCAGCCUGGGAGGGCUGACCCGGCUCUGGCGCUUCCAGCAGGACGAUGCACAUAUCUUCUGUGCGCCAGAUCAGCUGGAAGCAGAGAUCCAAGGCUGUCUUGAUUUCCUCCGCUCUGUGUAUCAAGUCCUUGGCUUCUCCUUCCGCCUGGCAUUAUCCACCCGGCCAUCUGACUUCCUGGGAGAGCCCAGCCUUUGGGAUCAGGCUGAGCAGAUCCUUCAGCAGGCCCUGGAGGAAUUUGGAGAACCCUGGGACCUUAAUCCUGGAGAUGGUGCCUUCUAUGGGCCAAAGAUUGAUGUACGCCUCCACGAUGCCCUUGGCCGCCCCCAUCAGUGUGGGACAAUCCAGCUCGACUUCCAACUACCCCUGAGAUUCGGCCUCCAGUAUAAGGGGCAGGCGGGGGCCCCCGAGCAUCCGGUCCUCAUCCACCGAGCAGUGCUUGGGUCUGUGGAAAGGCUGUUGGGAGUGCUGGCGGAAAGCUGUGGGGGGAAAUGGCCACUGUGGCUGUCCCCGUUCCAGGUAGUGGUCAUCCCUGUGGGGCCUGAGCAAGAGGAGUAUGCCCGGCAGGUACAGCAGAGUCUUCAGGCUGCAGGACUGGCCAGUGAUCUGGACGCAGACUCCGGAGUGACCCUCAGCCGCAGAGUCCGCCGGGCCCAGCUCGCCCACUACAACUUCCAGUUUGUAGUUGGCCAAAAAGAGCAGAGUAAGAGAACAGUGAACAUUCGGACUCGCGAUAAUCGACGGCUCGGGGAGUGGGACUGGACUGCGGCUGUGCACAGGCUGCUGGAGCUGCAGAACACCAGGGUCCCUAACGCUGAAGACAUUUUCUGAGGCUUUGUAUGUAGAUGAAGCAGAGACCCAUUAGCUUCCCUCCCACAGGAGACCCCAACACCACUGAGUUUCCUGAACCCUCACAACUGUGGGUCUCUGCUCCCUUGAAGAAUGAACUUGGUUUGGCGACUCCACAGAGGGAGGGAAGCCCUACUGUUUGGAUGUGAGGAGAAUGAAAUGAAAAGAAAUCAACUAGCAAGUGUGCAGUCCUGAGUUCAAACCCCAA
Perognathus longimembris pacificus (Pacific pocket mouse) is the source of this 2419-nucleotide messenger RNA. RefSeq names its product threonyl-tRNA synthetase 2, mitochondrial (gene Tars2). Lineage: Eukaryota; Metazoa; Chordata; Mammalia; Rodentia; Heteromyidae. Gene Ontology annotation, biological process: threonyl-tRNA aminoacylation. Gene Ontology annotation, molecular function: ATP binding; threonine-tRNA ligase activity. Gene Ontology annotation, cellular component: cytoplasm; mitochondrion. Bases 22 to 2193 code for a protein of 723 amino acids. The transcript is spliced from 18 exons. The record is from RefSeq and is a predicted model, not a curated record.